Messenger RNA from Dacryopinax primogenitus, 1140 nucleotides. RefSeq lists its product as uncharacterized. The record is from RefSeq and is a predicted model, not a curated record. Bases 1 to 1140 code for a protein of 379 amino acids. NCBI's taxonomy places the organism in Eukaryota, Fungi, Basidiomycota, Dacrymycetes, Dacrymycetales, Dacrymycetaceae. The transcript has a single exon.
AUGGACUCACCACCCCAGCUUGUCUCUCCAUGGAAGGUGGCCUGCUUCAAGGAUGGUCCGGAGGCCACGACCCUCGAUGACUUUCGUAUGCUUCUCGAGCACGCUUACAAAGAUGAUCCUCUGCAGAUCAUUAUCGACCUCAAUCGAUGGGCCGAUACUCCCCCUGUUCCACUCACUGGGACGAGGAUGACGGACAUUACCAGCUUUUUGUUCGAGCAGUUCCAUCUACGUCGAACGCAUGAGCUGGUCUUCCUCUCUGACCCGCGAGCACCAGAGCCCAAGCUGACUAACGUGGUCUGGGGUGACAAUCCGCCCGACGAUCCAUAUGUACUUGGCCAAUUCUACUGCCCUGUCACUGGCCUUCCUCUCGGCACUCUCGAAAACCUCGUCAUCAUGUUCGGCACUUUUGCACACACAGGUCGAAUCAACAACUUCUUCAGGAAUUGCACUAACCUGCGAUUCAUGACGAUCUGGUCGAAUACCACCCCCAGAAGCACACGAAGGCUCAAUAUGCCACCGAACGCAUCCAGUAUCAAUCCUAUCAAUUUGAAAAAGCUGGUUCACGCGGACCUCACGCUUUCCUUCGCUCGAUGUAUCGAGGAGAUGCGCUUCCAAAUGCCGGCACUUGUGCAUCUCCCAGUGGUGUUGGACGACUCGUCCUCGCCCGCCGAGCACAUGAUCUUUUCCUUCGCUCGAAGCAUCAGGAUCGCAAAGCUCGCAGGUGCAUACUCCGACGAACACCUAGAGACCUUCGUCCGAAACCACUGGAACGUCGAAGGCCUCGUGCUCGACUGCUGCCCCGUCGGGGCAGCAUUCGUCGACUUUCUCACCAGUCCCUCGCUGCACGCGAGGUACUUCGCCCUCAACCUCACCCAUCUUUCGAUUCGCGCCAGCUCGAUAGGAGACAGCAACGUGCUCCGGAUCUGCCAGCAGCGGGAGAGGCUGCAGAUAUGGCUCAUCGAUUGCCCGAACACGAGUGUGGGGCUAGGGGCACAUCAGACGAAUGGGAGGGUGACGAGGCAUGCUGGGCAGGAAGAGUUCUGGAAGGCCAGGGAGGCAAGUGGGAAUCCCGAUUAUCCCCUGCCGAGGAUGGAUGCAGGCCUCCAAAGGGAGCUGUAUAUGACGGAGCCCGAGCUGUAG